Molecule: messenger RNA, 6710 nt
Organism: Betta splendens (Siamese fighting fish)
Lineage: Eukaryota; Metazoa; Chordata; Actinopteri; Anabantiformes; Osphronemidae
Gene: atrnl1b
Product: attractin-like 1b
Exons: 29
Coding region: 864-4985 (1373 amino acids)
Cellular component (GO): Golgi apparatus
Molecular function (GO): protein binding
Source: RefSeq, a predicted model, not a curated record
GGGCCUCCACGGCGCAUGCGCAGCCUGUGUUUAGUUUUCUCCAACCUGAGGAGCCGUGCAGCGUCGCUGCGCUAACGCUAGUUGUUGUCAUUCCUCUACGCUAACAACAACGCGGGCUUUUCGCCGCAGGGACGCCGCCUCUGCGAACCACCUACGGCGACGUGUGCGUCUGGAGCGGCUUCGGCGAACGGCGGAAAUGCCAAGCGGGGUCCGGAGCGCUACGAAGCGGCCGAAAUCCGCCGGUCGGUGGGAAUAGCCCCGGUCCCGCAUCACGCCUCAUCCAUGUUGACUGCGGCAGCCGCGGCGCUGGCUCCGGGGCUCCGAGCGACCGCAGCCUCAUUGUUCCCCCGCGGACGGGCUCCGGCCGGACUGAGCGCUUGAUGGACGCGCGUCGCGUGCGCCGCGGCGGGCGGACGGACGUCGCCGCCUUCGCGUGAGGACUUGUUUACGCGUUAAAAUGGCUGCUGGGGGAGAAUGGUCUUGAAUCGGAGCCGUGGCGUCACAUCAGUUAGCAGAGGCCAAAUUGCAAAUAAGCUAAACAAGCUAGCGGGGUGAAUAUUAGCCAUUUAUUCGAUGCUGGGGUUUUCAACUCGAGGGAGGGUGAAGGGAAUUCCACCCACUCCAAAUCUAUGCAUGCGGUUAACCACUAAAACACUUAACCUAAAAUAGCCUUUUCUUCUCUCCUCCAAAGCUUUACAGCAGGCUUAGCUAGCGUUAAGCCUUCGUCCAAGUAUGCAUGACACUAAACGAAUAUGCAGGACUUCUUUGUUAUAACUGAAUCCGCCUGAGCGUCCGAGGCUUUUUCCUCGAAGCGGACCUUCAAGGCCCCGGUGUUUGACUCCGAGCUGGAGGGGAAAAAAAACAUGGAUCCCGGGGGGAGACGCGACGCGGAGCUCGCCGUGUUCCGACCCAGUCCGACGCGAGGCGUCGGCAGAUACCUGGCGGUCUACGUGCUGUUUUACGUGGUGUUCCUCGCGCACGCGUCCCCGGCGAAGCCGUGCGACAAGAACUGUCUGUCCGGGAGAUGCAUCAACGGAUCCUGCGUCUGUGACCGAGGAUGGGUGGGGGAUCAGUGCCAGCACUGCCAAGGGAGGUUCAAGCUGACCGAGCCCUCAGGAUACCUCACUGAUGGUCCAAUCAACUACAAGUACAAAACAAAGUGCACCUGGCUCAUUGAGGGCUACCCCAAUGCAGUUCUUCGGUUAAGAUUUAACCACUUUGCUACAGAAUGUAGUUGGGACCAUAUGUACGUCUAUGACGGGGACUCAAUAUAUGCUCCGCUAGUGGCUGUUUUCAGUGGUCUCAUCGUGCCAGAAAUACGAGGAAAUGAGACGGUUCCCGAGGUCGAGACUUCGUCAGGCUUCGCACUACUACACUUUUUUAGCGACGCUGCCUAUAAUCUGACGGGAUUCGAAAUUUUUUAUUCGGUCAAUUCUUGUCCUAACAACUGCUCUGGCCAUGGGAAAUGCACACCUGGGAACUCCGCUGCUAGCAGAGUGUACUGUGAAUGCGACAAGUACUGGAAAGGGGAGGCCUGUGACAUCCCGUACUGCAGGAACAACUGCGGCAGCCCGGAUCACGGCUACUGCGAUCUCACCGGGGAGAAGCUGUGUGUCUGCAACGACAGCUGGCAAGGUCCCGACUGCUCUCUGACUGUACCGUCAACCGAGUCCUUCUGGGUCCUGCCAAGCAUCAAGCCCUUCGGUACAUCGCUCGCCAGAGCCUCCCACAAGACUGUGGUGCAGGAGAAGGUCAUGUGGGUCGUGGGCGGGUACACUUUCAACUAUACCUCCUUCCAGAUGAUACUCAACUACAACCUGGAGAGCAGCAUCUGGAACACAGUCCCUACAAAUAGCGGCCCUGUGCCAAGAUAUGGCCACUCACUUGCAACCUACCAGGAUAAUAUCUUCAUGUUUGGGGGUAAAAUGGAGGCCGGCUCAGGGAAUGUGACCGAUGAGCUUUGGGUGUUUAACGUACCCGGUAGGUCGUGGCACCAGAAGAACCCCGUGGUUGGGCCACCGGCCCAGGCUCAGAUUUACGCCGUGGAGGGACACUCGUCCCACUGCGUCCAGCUGGAGAACGGCGAGGUCAUCAUGCUGGUCAUCUUCGGCUACUCCCCCAUCUACAGCUACAUCUGCAACAUUCAGGAGUACAACCUUAAAUCCAACACGUGGCUGGUGCCUGAGACCAAAGGUGCAGUUCCCCAGGGAGGUUACGGCCACAGCAGCACGUACGACAGUGCCAGCGGCAGCGUGUACGUUCAUGGAGGCUACAAGGCACUGCCUGCCAACAAAUACGGCCUCGUCGAUGAUCUCUACCGCUACGAAGUUAACAGUCGAACAUGGUUCAUCCUGAGAGAGAGCGGCUUUCCACGGUACUUGCACUCAGCUGUGCUCCUCAGCGGCACUUUGCUCAUCUUUGGUGGAAACACACACAACGACACGUCGCUCAGCAACGGGGCCAAGUGUUUCUCUGCAGACUUCCUAGCCUACGACAUUGCCUGUGAUGAGUGGAGGCUCCUUCCUAAGCCUGACCUUCACAGGGAUGUGAAUCGCUUUGGUCACUCUGCUGUGGUCAGCAAUGGGUCCAUGUAUGUGUUUGGGGGCUUUUCCAGCGUGCUCCUCAACGAUGUGCUUGUUUACCGGCCUCCCAGCUGCCAGGCCUUUUUGGCAGAGGAGGACUGCGUGAAAGCGGGGCCAGGGGUCCGUUGCAUCUGGAGCAGAGGCCGCUGUCUCCCCUGGGAAUCCAGCAUGGCUAAUGGAAGCCUCACUCCUGCCUCAUUCUGCCCUACUAAAGCUGUCACUGUGGAUGAACGGUGCUACCGGUUCUCAGACUGUGCCAGCUGUACAGCCAACACCAACGGGUGCCAGUGGUGCGAUGACAAGAAGUGCAUCUCUGCUUUCAGCAACUGUACUUCUAAUGUGAAGAACUUCACAGAGUGUCCAGUACGGAACGAGCAGGUGUGCAGCAAGCUUGCCAACUGCAAGAGCUGCUCGCUGAAUCUCAACUGUCAGUGGGACCAGAAUCAGUCGGAGUGCCACGCUAUGCCUGCCCAGCAGUGCAGCGAAGGUUGGAGCCAGGUGGGGGACGCCUGCCUGAGGAUCAACUCCAGCCGUGAGAGUUACGACAAUGCCCAGCACUACUGCAAGAAUCUCAAUGGAAACAUCGCCUCGCUCACCACCUCAAAGCAGGUGGACUUUGUGCUCGCAGAGCUCAAGAAGCUCCAGCAGCAAGACAAGCAGCUGUCUCCCUGGGUGGGUCUGAGGAAGAUCAACGUGUCGUACUGGGGUUGGGAGGACAUGUCUCCCUUCACCAACAGCAGCCUGCGCUGGCUGCCCGGUGAGCCCAGUGACUCUGGUUUCUGUGCCUACCUGGAGGAGCCCCAGGUGUCGGGCCUAAGAGCCAACCCAUGCACCUCCACUGCCCAUGGCUUGAUCUGUGAAAAGGCUACAGGAAACCCCAACCAGAGUACGCGUCAGUCCUGUAAGAAGCCAUGCUCAAUGCACACAAACUGUGCCAACUGUACCAGUCAGGCCAUGGAGUGCAUGUGGUGCAGCAGUGCUCAGCGCUGUGUCGACUCCACGGCUUAUGUCAUCUCUUUUCCCUACGGACAGUGCUUGGAGUGGCAAACCGCAGACUGUGUUGCCCAGAACUGUUCGGGCCUACGGACAUGUUCCCAGUGCCUGGAGCAGCCAGAGUGUGGCUGGUGCGGAGACCCCAGCAGCACAGGGAAGGGCCUGUGCAUGGAGGGCUCAUACCGGGGGCCCAUGAAGAGACUGGCGAAGCAAGGUCAGCAAGGACCGUCCCUGGACAUGGGCCUGGAAGUGGGCAGCUGCCCUAAAGACAAAAGCUAUGAAUGGGCGUUCAUCCACUGUCCCGCAUGCCAGUGUAAUGGCCACAGCACAUGUGUGAACGGCAGCGUGUGUGAACAUUGCCGUAACCUCACCACCGGUCCACACUGCCAGACCUGCAUGCCUGGUUACCAUGGAGACCCAACCAACGGUGGCAAGUGCCAGGCCUGCAAGUGUAAUGGUCAUGCAAAUGUCUGCCAGGUGUUAAAUGGCAAGUGCUUCUGCACCACCAAGGGAAUCAAAGGAGACCAGUGUCAGCUAUGUGACUCAGAAAACCGUUACCUUGGCAAUCCACUCAGAGGAACCUGUUACUACAAUCUGCUCAUCGAUUACCAGUUCACAUUCAGCCUCAUCCAGGAAGAUGAUAAUCAUUACACUGCCAUCAACUUUAUGGCCUCACCUGAGCAGGCAAACAAGAACUUGGACAUGUCCAUUAAUGCAUCCAACAACUUCAAUCUUAACAUCACCUGGUCGGUGGGAUCAACAGCUGGAACCAUCUCUGGAGAGGAAGUGCCCAUCGUGUCCAAGACUAACAUCAAGGAGUACAGAGACAGCUUCUCCUGUGAGAAGUUCACCUUCAGAAGCAACCCCAAUAUCACCUUCUAUGUCUACGUCAGCAAUUUCUCAUGGCCCAUCAAGAUCCAGAUUGCCUUCUCCCAACACAACAGUAUCAUGGACUUAGUCCAGUUCUUUGUGACUUUCUUCAGUUGCUUCCUGUCAUUACUACUUGUGGCAGCAGUGGUGUGGAAGAUCAAACAGACAUGCUGGGCCUCGCGACGAAGAGAACAACUGAUGCGAGAGCGUCAGCAGAUGGCCAGUCGUCCGUUCGCCUCGGUUGCUGUCGCGCUCGACGCUAAGGGGGAACAAACGGAGCUGUUGCAGCCAGUGGUGGAUGCUGCACCCAAACCUGUCGCCAUGGAGCCAUGUUCAGGAGGGAAAGCCGCCGUGUUCACUGUCCUCAUGCGAUUGCCCUCCGGACCCUCGGACCUCCCUCCACCCGGACAGUCAGGACUCAUCAUUGCCAGUGCACUCAUAGACAUUUCACAACAGAAACCAACAGAUUUUAAGGACAAGUCCCAGGCUUUAAAGAACCGAAAGGCGCUACCUCCCGCACACCAAGGCACCUGCGUGUGAUGCUCGGACCACUUUUACACCAGCGGACCGGAGGCCCCGUCGCGGGUCCGAGUGGGAACGCUUUCCGCAGACGAUGGUUACGCAUGGUUACGUUCACAGGAUUUGAUUCAGCUGCUACCACUGACCUGUUCGUGUCCCUGGAGCGCAGGCACCUCCUCGGCCCCUUCGCCCUGCUCUGCGCCCCUCUGUCCGUCUGCAACCCCCGCCGCAACGUUUCCCCCGCCUGUCGACCUCGGAUGAAUGGGAGGCUCUGCGCCGCCGGAGGCCUCAGGUCUGAGAGAGGAGAGAGGUUUAGGGAAAGUUGAACCGAUUUGCUUCCACCAUGUUGGAAACCAAAGCAGAGGAUGAAAAUGGCUGCUAACUGAUUUCUGUUGUCGUUUUCUUCGCUUGCCAAGUGCUUCUAUGGUGCUACAGCUUUUGGUUUUUAUGCUCAGCCCGACUCCGCCUGUGCUCUGCGAGCUGGAUCCACUCUGCCUUUUCUACGCGCUAGGCCAGAACCUUCUCAGUCGAUGUCUCGCCGCCGUUCUGUUUUUGCCACGCCGCUUCUCUGACUGACUGUAGCGUCUGCGUCGUCCACCCAGCUCAAGCGAAAGUCUGUAUUUUUGUGGAAUACGCGGACUCGAAGACGUGGGACCACAGUCGCUACCGGUGCCGUGGGAGCGAAGGCUGCAAAUCACCAAUCAUCAAACCUAAAGCAUGGAAAAAAACAAACGUUAGAUGGAUUUAUUAACAAACUGGAAGUUUAUUUGUUACAGACAUUGUCAGUGUGUUGAUGCAGAGAGCGGUUACAGUGGGAAUGUCUCCACGUCUCUGUGUGUCACGUGUGGACAUCUCGACCUUGUCCCGGGACAGAUGUGGUGGCUGGAUACAUCUGGAUAAAAGACUCUAGACCAGGGACGUCCUGCUCCUCCGGCUGUUCACUAGUUUGUUUUGUAAGUUUCUUUUUAAGAGUCCUCUGAAGCCAACUGUUUAUUUCCACCUUGAACGUGUUCUGUUACCUUUUUCUAAUGCCUUUGCUUUCCAUGAACAAGUGAGGGGGCAUGUUGAUCUGCAGACUUUUGAAAGCUGUCAACCACUUCUUACCCCGACUUCACCCUUUGUUGUACAGUGUCUUGUUGAAACAAAUGUGAGUCUCUGUCAGUCUGAAUCUCUUGAGAUUUCAUGUGUUUGUCAGGUUUUUAUGACAGAAUGACAAGAGAUUAUCUUUUAUUUUAGGCCUUUUCACCUCUUAUUAUUAUUGUUUAUUAUUAUUAUUAUUAUUAUUAUUAUUAUUAUUAUUAUUAUUAUUAUUAUUAUUAUUAUUAUUAUUAUUAUUAUUAUUAUUAUAUCUGUGAUCAAUUGUAACUUUUGUUACACUUGUGCAAAGAAUAUUUCUGUUAAUAUGUUGUUUUGGUAUUUAACAGAUUCCUGUGUAAUAGCGCAUUUAACUUGAUUUUACAGUUACUUCAAUUAGUUGUUUGAACGUCAUUUCGCGUUGAAUCCUUAAGGAAUGAAUGGGCAUUGUUUUGUUUUGUUGCCAAAUGGUUAUGUUGCAUUUCAUAUGGAUAGUAUGACAGCUCAAGUGUUUUGAUUUUGUACCUGUAGAGUAAUCCUAUAACAGUGUCAUUACACAGGAAUCAGGGUCUCACUGUACCGUGAAAAAAAUAGAAACUGCAUAUCAGUCAUUUUCAGUGUAUUUUAAAAAUGGACAACAUGCAAGUAAAUUAAAAAACAAAACUGAAACCA